Molecule: messenger RNA, 1256 nt
Organism: Siniperca chuatsi (mandarin fish)
Lineage: Eukaryota; Metazoa; Chordata; Actinopteri; Centrarchiformes; Sinipercidae
Gene: cdca9
Product: cell division cycle associated 9
Exons: 10
Coding region: 329-1093 (254 amino acids)
Biological process (GO): mitotic sister chromatid segregation
Cellular component (GO): chromosome, centromeric region; chromosome passenger complex; spindle midzone
Source: RefSeq, a predicted model, not a curated record
AAUUUAUUGAGUUUACAACGCACACAUGUAUUUUCCUUAGAUAAUGGACAGUCCACCUGCAAUGAAAUUAAUCCAUACUCUGCUUUUACAAUGGCUUUGAAGCAGGCAUUUUCGGAGAUGACAUAAAGGCCUGUGUUCGUACUAGAGACAGAUUCUUUACGUUAACAUAUAAAAAGCUAACCGUAUCCUUCCGCCAAGCAACAUAGCUUUUGGACCUCGUCGGCGCAUGAAUAUCUUAAUUAAACGUUGUGCGGUCGAAGGUGCGUGUUGUUAGGGAACCUGAUUUGUUUUACACACAGACCGAACUUUGAGAGGACGGGAUAACAAGAUGUCGUUAAGGCGGAAGAGAAACGCAGAAAAUGCCCAGAUUAAAGAGCAGCAGGGCCUGGAGAUGCGACAGAGCAGACUGGCUCUCUUCAGUCAACAGAUUGAGAAAGAAGCACAAGAGCGUAUGAACGAGUUAGAGGCCAAGAUGGAGAACAUGUUGGCAACAGUGGACAAAGUCUUCAAAGUGGAACUGAUGAAGAUGCCUCCCUCUCUUCAAAACACGCUCAUAGGGAACUUAAUAAGCGAGGAGGAAAUCCCAGCAAGUGAUGUGUCAAUUGCCAUGAAGAAUGAGUCCUUUGAGCUGCACCAGCCACUCAGGAGGGUACCCAGCAAAAGAGUAAAAUCAACAGAUUCUACACCGGGUCAGUCCACCACAGCCCAGAGGUCCUCAUCCAAGACGUCUAAGGGAGGAAAGGGGACAAAAAGGACCAGGACAUUAGUUGGUAGUAACAGCACUGGAAAUCUCAGGGGCUCCUCAGUCACUGCCAAAAGAACUCAAAGCCGUUUGACAAAGGCCAACGACCAGACCAUACCGACCAGACCUAAACUCAGGUCUGUCGUCUCUACUGGUGAUCUGCACUGUUCAAUGGCAGGCUCUGCUGCACACAUCACUGUAACCACAGCACAGGGACAGACUGUCAGCUUUUCUGAAGAGACCAAGGAUGAAAUUAACUUGGACUUGCUGGAUGACGUGGCAUGGUGCCAGAUUCAGAAGCUUACGAGUCUGAUGGAGUAUCUGUCAAGGCGAAGUCGCUGCCAGCGAUGAGUAAAGAUCCACUGUGACCAGGAUAUUAUUCUACUUGGAUUGAAUGACUUUUGAAGUAUUAAUUUUAAUAUUGUGAAAUUAAUUUAUACACGUUUUUAAUACCAUUGUGCUUUGGUUGUCGUGAAGUUUUAAAAAUAUAAUAAAGCUUUUUUGUAUUAACCUA